UUAAUAUUUAACGUAUAUUCAAGGCCUAUUAACUGCAGAGACAUUUAUAGGAUUCUGUGAGGAGGGGCGGAGCUUGUGCUGCCACGUGACCAAGACUUUCCUUAUAAACGUCACGACUACAUAAAUUACACGUACACAGCAACACACGACGAUUAACCGAAACUAUCGAGUUUAAAUGUUCUGAGCUCCGGUACACGAACAGGACAAAUCCGUGUAAUAUUCGGUAAAGUGUGUGAGGGCCAUGAUUAGCGCGAGACGGCGGUUUUAAAGACGAUCACAGAGUUUAUUCAUCGAGAUUGAUCGGUGUGAUGGAUCGCGGCGGGUGUCAGAUGAGCGGCGGCGGCGGCGGCGGUGAGAUGAUCACACUGGAGGAUCUGGAGUCCGUGUCGGAGGAGCAGCUGUCGGACAGUCCUGAGGAGGAAGAGGAGCAGCAGGACAGACUCCUGCGAUACUGGAGAGACGUGGCGCGCGGACACCAGGUGGAGGUGCCCACAGAUAUGGCUGAACCGAUCCAGCAGAUAACCUCUAAUAAUGACGGCGCACACACGCGUGAGAGCGUCCCAUUCACACUCAUCACACGCAAGGAGAAGUGUGGUGAGGUGUUGUAUGAGAAGCGGCACUAUGAGAAAGCGCACUGGGCGUGUAUAACCGUUCAUGAGGACACGUAUGAACAGAGCAUCUGCUACGGCUUCAUGAAGAUCAUGAGAUACAUCUGUCAACAGAACGCUGCAGGUAGUUAUCUGGGCAUGACAAUACCCAUCGUGACGGUGGUGCGUACAGAUGAGAUGCACACUACACUGUCCCGAGCGGUCACCGUAGCGUAUUACCUGCCCGCUCCACACCAGAGCGACCCGCCGCGGCCGCACGACCCCGAGAUCAUCAUCGAGCAGUGGCCCGCUACUAUCGUCUACACCAGGGCGUUCACUGGUGCUACUAACGAGCUGUCGAUCAUUCAUGAGAUGCACAGUCUGGCGGAGGUUCUAGAUUCACCAGCUGUCUGCGUCAACGACUCCUUCAUUGUGGCUGGAUACACAAACCCUGCGGCGGCCAAUCGUCAGAAUGAGAUCUGGUUCCUGGAGAGACCGUGAGCUGCUCGUCCUGCACUUACACCUGAUCAAAUCCCCUCUGUCAUCUUCACACACAAAAACAGAUCUUUACAUGACCUUUGACCCACUGUUCUUCACUGUUAUGUGAUAGUGAUGAGGUUAGUGAGCAGGUUAGUAGAGGUGUUUUGAUUUAUUCUGUCUAGAUGAACUCUCGUUUGGAGAUCAGACUGCUUUAAUGUUUAGUAACACUGAGAGAAACACAAUUUGGCCUUUGUUCACACUGCACAUAAAUCAGUUUUUCAAAUCUCAUCUUUAGGACUAAAGUGAUGAAAUCUGAUCCGUUUGUUCAGACAGUGGAGACAAUGACCACUGUAUCUUCAUCAGUUGCCAUUGAUACUAAAGGACUUAAGCAUUAGCGCAUUGGAAAGACACAUUCGAGAGGACGUAAAACUGGACAUUUGCGCCGUCAUGUCAUCUCGCCGCGGUGCUGAACUCACGAGGUGCAUCAAAGGCAUUACUGUAUGAACCUGUCAUAAAAAUUAACACCGUAAAAAUACUGCAACUUCCUGAAAGGCGUUUUUGAGCACUGAAAUUUCUUUUGAAUGUAAAAUGCAGAUAAGAAAAAAACAUCUGCCAAAAUUGCAAUUAAAGUCGCAAAAUCUAUCCCAAAAAAACGUCCUAGUUUCCAGACAUCACAAACUACUAUUCAUUGGUCAAAAAGAGUGGAAACCUGAAUGAACACCCACAUUGCAUCUGAAACCGCUCACUUGUUCACUCAUUCACUACAUAGUGAACACCACAUGAGUGUAAACGAGUGAAUUCAGACACAGCUGUAGACACUACUGUGCUUUGUGUGUGACAUUACGGUAGGGCUGGGCAAAAAUAAAUAAUUGUAGAUUAAUUUUAAAAAUUUUUAUAUUUGGUUGAUUUGAUAUUGAUUCUCAAAAUCCAUGGAUCGAUCUUUUACUCUAUGCAUAACCCCUCCACUACAAUCAGAGGAAAUCACUUGCAUUUGCAACCAAAUUUCACUCUAUGCGACUAAAAUGUAUAUAUUUGUCAAACGGCUGGUGAAUGUUUAGAUUUCACACAGCAGCGAGAUUCUUUCACUGCGUGUUGAGAGUAAAAGUUGUUCCUUGUGUCCAAAGACGAGAUCUAAACAUUUAAUGUGUCUUUUAAUAUCCUUUCUGUUCUCUAGAGUCAGUUGUUGAUCAAAAACAACAAAAAAGAAACAUUUAAUUGUAAUCAUGCAUCGCACGGAUGAGAUAAAGCCGCUCGAGUCUCUCUCGGUAACAUGCGCUCAUUUACAGAAAUGCCGGUUUUCUUAAAGAGACAGUACCGGAUUUUAACACGUGUUUAACAAAUCAAUGAAAAUACCUUUAAAUAGUACAAAUUACAUUAUUAAACAAUAAAUAUGUAACAAAAUAUGAUAUAUUCAAUAUAAUAUCAUAUUUAUUGAUUACAAAAUGGAUGUUAAUUUUUGAAAGCUAAAAUAUGUCCAAAAUGAUGUAAAAAGAAUCAAAUAUUAUUAAUACAAUUAAAAUUUUCAUAUUGUACUUAGUAAAAAGGCCGCCUGUAUAGCAUUAGCGGAGAGAGAAUUUAUUUCAUAUGUAAACAAAGGGGACAUUAUAACUGAAAUAUACCCAGAUUAAUCGAUAUCGAGAGUUUGUGAAUUGGAAUCGAUUGAUACCCAGCCCUACAUUACGGUCGCGUCAUGAACCAUGAACAGAACUACUUGAAAUCCAGUCUGACAGUUCAGAAUGAAACACAUGAACACAAAUCUGAAUGUAAUUGGAUUUCAAACCACAUAUGGAUGUGUCAGAUACGCCAAAAACGUUGAUUUUUGCUGCAUGUCUGAACAAAGCCUUACUGUCAAUCAAAAGCUGAAACUAAUGAGUAACACAGAUCAUAAGCUACACAAAUACAAACCAAACAGUGUGAAAUCUGAUGCUGUAUGACAAUCAUAAAGUCAAACUCUUCUUCUAUGUGUUGUGUAUCCUCCUACUGUAAGACAUGAUCAUAGACAGACACCUGUCUCUCUCUCAUGUGUUUGUGUCAGUGUUACACACAUCAGUGCUCAUAAUAGUCAACAACACUUCAUAUAAUAGAGAAAACACAUAUAAAUAUAUAUUCUGUCAUAGUGCUAUUUUUGUUACAUUUUUUCUUUUUAAUAAAUCAGUAUUUCCUGUCUGUUUGUAGCUCCAAGCUAUUAUGAUAAAUAAAAACAACUGAAUUAACCUCAUGUUCAACACAAUGUCAGCAGGUUCACACACACACACACACACACACACACACACACACGCACACACACACACAAACACGCACACACACGCGCAGACACACACACACGCGCACAGGCGCAGACACGCGCACAGGCGCAGACACACACACGCGCACAGGCGCAGACACACACGCGCACACACACACACAGACAUUCACAGACACACACACAGACACUCACACAGACACUCACACAGACACACACACAGACACUCACACUCACACACAGACACACACACUCACACACAGACACACACACACUCACACACAGAUGCACUCUCACACACAGACGCACUCUCACACACAGACGCACUCUCACACACAGACGCACUCUCACACGCAGACGCACAGACACAGACGCACUCUCACACGCAGACGCACACGCACAGACGCACACGCACAGACGCACACGCACAGACAGCACACAGCACAGACAGACAGACAGACACAGACACACAGACACAGACACAGACACACAUACAGACACAGACACACAUACAGACACAGACACAGACACAGACACUCACACAGACACUCACACAGACACUCACACUCACACACAGACGCACACACACAGACGCACACACACAGACGCACACACACAGACGCACACACACAGACGCACACACACAGACGCACACAGACACACACACAGACACACACACAGACACACAGACACACAGACACACAGACACACAGACACAGACACACAGACACAGACACACAGACACACAGACAGACACAGACACACAGACAGACACACAACUGCAGUCUGAUGUCUGAACUCUAAUGUCGUUUCAUUUAAUGAAGUUUAUUAACAGGUCAAAUGAGAGAAAUAAAUGUCACUUUCAGAGAUGCUGAUCUCUCUAAUCAAGAGUUUGUGUUAAUAUUUAAUAAAACGGAGGAUGAAUUUGGAUCAGAAUAACUUGAAAUGUUCUGAAUGUAAAAUCACAUCUUGACAUGUGAUCACUGAUCAUAAAGCACAGAAUGAAUAAUACAGUAUGAGUCACACAAACACACUAUUGAUCAUUUCUGUAGCAGGUUUAAUAUGUGCUGUACUGUAUACACAUUAUGAAGAGCUACUGUGAAUAUCUGCAUUAUUUUCCUUUCUGUAAGAGAAUAAACUAUUACUGGUCCACAAAACCACCUGUGUGUGCCGUGUCUGAUGUCACUGGAAUUUUCAUAAAUGUCUCUUUACUAGCAAACCAACCAGUUCAAUAAUGUUUGAU
Molecule: messenger RNA, 4552 nt
Organism: Myxocyprinus asiaticus (Chinese sucker)
Lineage: Eukaryota; Metazoa; Chordata; Actinopteri; Cypriniformes; Catostomidae
Gene: soul3
Product: heme-binding protein soul3
Exons: 5
Coding region: 309-1088 (259 amino acids)
Source: RefSeq, a predicted model, not a curated record